AUGUUAAUGAAACCCAGGGAACAAGCUACACAUAAGGAUAACAAGAAAAUGAAACUCUUCGCAGUCGCACUCGCUGCGUGCUUUAUUGCAUGUGCCAUCGCCCAAUCAGCACCAGCUGAGCCCUCAGCCGAGUAUUUGCCACCAGUCGGUGAUGAAUCGGCACCACUUGCCGAUGAUGGGUACCGUUAUAAGGCAGUGCGCCGUCUGAAGUACCGUCAUCGUCGUGAGUUACCUUCAGAGGAAUAUUUACCGCCAGUAGCUGAACCAUCCUCCGAAUAUAUACCACCGGAGGGCGCUGAGACUCGUGUAGCUGAAGACGGUUAUAGAUACAAAACUGUGAGACGUUUCAAAGUACACCGUCAUCGCCGUGAAGCUCCUUCCGUUGAAUAUUUGCCACCAGUGGUCGAGCCCAGCGCUGAAUAUUUACCACCAGAGGGUGCUGAAACCCGUGUCGCUGACGAUGGUUACCGUUAUAAGACAGUACGUCGUUUGAGAUUCCGUGCUCGUCAUCGUCGUGAUGUCUCUGAAUUGCCAUCUGCUGAAUACUUACCUCCUGUAGAAGUUGAGUUGGCACCGGAGUUGAAGACCGUCUUAGGUGACGAGGGUUAUCGUUAUAAGACUGUGCGUCGUUUGAAGUACCGCCGUCAUCGUCGUGAAGCUGAGGCUGCUGAAGAAGUUGCCGCCGCUGAAAGCGUUGAUGCCCCCAAUGGUGAAUACUUGCCACCUAGUAAUGAUGUUGCUGAAGUACCAGAGGUGAAGAGUGCUGAAUUGGCUCAAGAUGGUUAUCGUUAUAAAACAAAACUCUUUGUGGUGACAUUCGCUGUGGGUCUGGCAUCGCUGGCCUUUGCUCAAUCUCUUCCUAUUGACAGUGUCGAGCCGUCCGCUGAGUAUUUGUCACCAGUCGGUGAAGAAUCGACGCCACUUGCCGAUGAUGGUUACCGUUAUAAGGCAGUGCGUCGUCUGAAGUACCGUCAUCGUCGUGAGGUACCUUCAGAGGAAUAUCUACCGCCAGUAGCUGAACCAUCCUCCGAAUAUAUCCCACCGGAGGGCGCUGAGACUCGUGUAGCUGAAGAUGGUUAUAGAUACAAAACUGUGAGACGUUUCAAAGUACACCGUCAUCGUCGUGAAGCGCCUUCCGUUGAAUAUUUGCCACCAGUUGUCGAGCCCAGCGCUGAAUAUUUACCACCAGAGGGUGCUGAAACUCGAGUCGCUGACGAUGGUUACCUUUACAAGACUGUACGUCGUUUGAGAUACCGUGCACGUCAUCGCCGUGAUGUCUCUGAAUUAACUUCCCUGCCAUCUGCUGAAUACUUACCUCCUGUAGAAGUUGAGUUGGCACCGGAGUUAAAGACUAUCUUAGGUGAUGAUGGUUAUCGUUAUAAGGCCGUGCGUCGCUUGAAGUACCGUCGUCAUCGUCGUGAGGCUGAGGCCGCUGAAGAAGUUGCGGCCGCUGAAAGCGUUGAUGCCCCAAAUGGUGAAUACUUACCCCCCAGUAAUGAUAUUGCUGAAGUGCCGGAGGUGAAAAGUACCGAGCUGGCUCAAGAUGGCUACCGUUAUAAAACUGUGCGUCGUUUAAAGUACCGUCGUAACCGUCGUGAAGUUGAAGCUGCAGAAGACAUUGCCGCUGCUAAAAGCUUUGAUGCCCCAAAUGGUGAAUACUUACCUCCCAGUAAUGAUAUUGCAGAAGUGCCAGCGGCGAAAAGUGCCGAGCUAGCUCAAGAUGGCUACCGUUAUAAGACUGUGCGUCGCAUCAGAUAUCGUUAUCGGCACUAAAUUUAUGCCUUAAGAUGCCAGAAGGCCUGAUUAGA
Messenger RNA from Bactrocera neohumeralis, 1808 nucleotides. RefSeq lists its product as uncharacterized. The record is from RefSeq and is a predicted model, not a curated record. Lineage: Eukaryota; Metazoa; Arthropoda; Insecta; Diptera; Tephritidae. The transcript has 4 exons. Bases 1 to 1773 code for a protein of 590 amino acids.